AUGGCAUUAAGUACCUUCCAAAUAAUUGUAGUUCAAUUAGUUUCACACCAAAUUAAUUUUAAUUUUUUCUUCAAAUUUAUUUUGUUAAUAAUUUGUAUUAAUUUUAAUGAGGCUAAUAAUCAAUUUUUCGACAAAUCCAUCCCAGAUGCAGAAACACUCCUCACCCAAGCAGACUUUCAUAGAGUCACCCAAAGACAGAAAAGACAACAACCUACCGAUACAAACCCAAAUAAUAUAAACGAUUCUGCCAUGUAUAAUAAAGAAAGAUUUGAAGGGGAUAUUUUGACUGCGGUAAACCCUGCAGCUUCCCUCCCUUUAAAAAACACGGUAAAUGAGGAUUCUGCGGUUAAAACGCAAGAUGGACUACAAAGGAAUGCUGUAAGACAAUCUUAUUUGAAAUGGCCGCGAGCUCGGAUACCGUAUACAGUUAGUAGUCAAUAUACAAGUUAUGGUCGUGAACGUAUUGCUGAAGCAAUUGACGAAUAUCACAAGAAGACUUGUGUUGAAUGGACACCUAAGGCGGCGAAUGAUAUUGACUAUGUACACAUUUUACCGGAUGAUGGUUGCUAUUCUUUGGUGGGAAAAGUUGGUAGGACAGAUCGUGAUGAUUAUGUUAAUAUACUUUGGGACAAUAUUGACCCAACCUUAAGAGGUAAAAAAUUAUCUGAUUAA
Molecule: messenger RNA, 672 nt
Organism: Meloidogyne enterolobii
Lineage: Eukaryota; Metazoa; Nematoda; Chromadorea; Rhabditida; Meloidogynidae
Source: the annotation of a GenBank genome assembly